CAAAGUGCGAGGCGAUCGCGUCGUCCGGCGUGUGAGCGCGCGCAUGCACGCACGCACGGCCAAGUGGCGCAUUGAGCGGGAGGAGCGAUCACUGGCGCGCGUUAACGCGACUAAACCAUCGCCAACUCAAUCCAACAUCCUCCACAAUGAGCUUGGACAAGCUUUUCCACCAAAUCCUUCUGACCGAACAACAAUUAAGUGAGCAAAAUCAGAAGUUAAAAGAAGUGAAGGCGGCCAUUGUCCGAUGCAAUGGUGAGUUGAAAGCUGCCACUGAAAAGUACGACAAGACUUCUGAAGAACUGGACAUGAAGGAGCAGCAGUUGUCCUCCAUGAGGCUGCAGAGGGACUUGAUGAAUAAAUGUAAAGAAGAGAUGUCCAAACACAUUCAGGAGCUUCUCUGCCAAAAGCGUCACCUCAAGGAACGUCUGCAGGACAAGAUCAGAGCAGAGUUCCAAGACGAACAGAGCGUCUUCCUGCAGGAGGUGUUCACCUUCAACAGUGACUUCAGUCUGGGCGGCAGCAGAGAGACUGUGUUGACCAGUCAAACACACACUGAGGUCCUGAACCUGGACAGACAGGUGGACUUGUUCCACAAAGAAAUGGAGGAGAUGAGUCAGAGGAACAGCCACAUGAGCGUCCUCAAUGGACAGAGGAGGACUCUCCAGCUUGAACUGCAAGCCCUCAAAAACAUGCACACAGACAUACAGCAGCAGCUCAGCCGGGCUGGAGAGAAGACACAAGCGCUUUUGGCCGAGAGACACCUCGUCAGUCAGAAACAUUUGACAGACAGCACCUGUGUCAGGAUGAGGAAGGAGAUAGAAGAGCACAAAAGAGGAGAAGUAGAGCUCCAGCGAGAAGCCCUCAGCUCAGAAUUGCACCUCCUCCAAAGUAAGAUGAAGAGUCAGCAGGGUGAGGAGCAGCGGUAAGAACAUCUCUGCUGACGUCACAGAGGAGCAGAAAGAAGGCAAGACACACCUUCAACCAAAUAUUGGUUAAACUUUUGUGCCUUAAAUGUUUGACUUAUUUAAGUGUUGUUAAAAUAGUUUAUAGUUAGUGAUUUAAAGGAGUCAUUCAUGUUUAGUAUUUGUGUAAUGGCUGAUUAAUAUUCGGUAUUUAUUCACUCGAAAUAAAAGGUUCAGGCUGACCUGGGUUAGUUUUAGUGUGGUAACAUGCUGCCCUCUAGUGGCAGGAGUGACGAAUGGCUGUUGGACCGAAGUUAUAGUGUGGUAACAUGCUGCCCUCUAGUGGCAGGAGUGACAAAUGGCUGUUGGACCUGGGUAAGUUUUAGUGUGGUAACAUGCUGCCCUCUAGUGGCAGGAGUGAC
Molecule: messenger RNA, 1324 nt
Organism: Nerophis lumbriciformis (worm pipefish)
Lineage: Eukaryota; Metazoa; Chordata; Actinopteri; Syngnathiformes; Syngnathidae
Gene: ccdc172
Product: coiled-coil domain containing 172
Cellular component (GO): cytoplasm
Source: RefSeq, a predicted model, not a curated record